AUGUUUUUUUCACGACCAAUAUUUUUUGUACUAGGAUUGGUUUUAUUAAAUUCAGUCCACACUCGUAGCAAUAAGGUAUGCGAUUUUAAGGACGUGAGAUGCUUAACAAAUGGCGCAAAUAAUAAUUUAAAGAAAAUGAUUCUGGGAAUCAAAGGCGUAGUCGAGUCAAGCGAUCCAUUACAUUUACCGGAAUGUGAGGGAGAAAUGAAAACUGAAAAAGUUUUAAAGUACAAAAUAAAGAAUGGCACGCUGUCAGGAAUGAAGAGUUGUCGCUAUACAUAUCAUAAAAUGUUUGCCGAAGACUCGACGUACAGGACAGAAUUUUUGUGUGAUCAAUUGGUUUUAAGUCAUUAUUUUGAAGCUAAAGGAUAUAUUGGUCCCGUAGAAAUUGAUGGACAAGGUUAUCUCGAUCUUACAUUAAAUAAUUACGUGCUCAAAUUUAACGGUGAAUUUGGGCAAUUCAUUUCGGAAAAAGAUCAAAAGCCACACUGGACUAUUAAGACUUGUCAUUAUGGAUUUGAACCCAGAGGUAAAGUGGAAGUUGAUAUCAAAUCUGCGGUGCACAGUGACAAAGCUAAAUCUGAUUUGGCUAAGGCUUAUUUGCAACAACAUCCGAAUUUACUAGAAGAAGCAGCACGUUAUCCAGUCUUAGAAAACUACAUGAAAAUAUUCAUUAAGAAUCUUGACACCCAAUUAAGAGCAACCCCUGCCGACGAAAAUGUGAAUGCAGAACAUCAUCGAGAUAAUGCUUUGGGAUUUUUAUCUAGGAUUCUUGGCAAACGCUUUCAAAAUCCGAUAAUAGCAAUUAUUGAUACAGGUUCUACAUUUAAAACACCUCUAAGAACCGUUGAUCUUCAAAAUAAAAAUGUAGAUGAAAAAAAAGCUUUGCUUUAUUUAAAGGACAUAAUACAGUCAACAGGUGAUGAAAAUAAUCCCAACGUGAAGAGAACUAAUGAGAAAUUUGGAAAUGCUCUUCGUACUCGAUGUGAAAAAUACAUUGAAUGUAAAAUAAAAUGUAAAAAGAAGAAGGACCCUUGUGAGAAUAUUUGCCAAAAUAAAUAUGAUGAUCUAAAUGUGUGUGAAACUACCAAAGACAAAUGGCUCACGAAGACCAACAGACAAGUCUAUAACUACCUAAAAAAAAAUCCACCUCAGUACAACAAAAACAAAUUUACUUCUACUAAAGGUCCAAAAUGGGCUGAUUCAGACGAAUGUAAAUCUAGUGAUGAAUGUGAAUCUAGUGAUGAAUGUAAAACUAGUGAUGAAUGUAAGAUCGAAAUUCCUAUCAACUGUGAGUCCAGUGAUAGUUGUAAUUAA
Arctia plantaginis is the source of this 1317-nucleotide messenger RNA. The record is from the annotation of a GenBank genome assembly. Lineage: Eukaryota; Metazoa; Arthropoda; Insecta; Lepidoptera; Erebidae.